Molecule: messenger RNA, 2378 nt
Organism: Vidua macroura (Pin-tailed whydah)
Lineage: Eukaryota; Metazoa; Chordata; Aves; Passeriformes; Viduidae
Product: carbohydrate sulfotransferase 9-like
Exons: 2
Coding region: 411-1325 (304 amino acids)
Biological process (GO): carbohydrate biosynthetic process
Cellular component (GO): membrane
Molecular function (GO): sulfotransferase activity
Source: RefSeq, a predicted model, not a curated record
UCCUCACCCCAGUCCCAGUCCCCGCUGGUCCCCACAGCACCGUUCCCGAGUAGUGCCUCCCUCCCUCGGUGCCAAAAGCUGCGGAGAUUAGGGAGUGUCAGGGGACCAGGGACAUCUUUGCCUGCACAGAAGUGGGGAUGCAGGGCCUGUUCCUCACAGCACUGUCACCUGGCGUGGCACAGACACCGAACAAGAAGGCGGAUUCUGCCUCAAAAUCUCACGCCGUGAACGCAGGCAGGCGGCACCUGCUGUGCCUCAGGCCGUUUCCCUGCCCGAGCCGAGCUGCUGCCCAAACAGUCCUUUUAACCCAGCUCCGGCUGGGUGUGUUUAAAUAAACAGGAGGUUCCCCAACACCCUUCCCUCGGGUCCCGAGCUGCUCAGCAGCGCUCGGCACCCAGCACACCCCAGAAAUGCGCUUCCUUCCCCGCCUCGGCCUCUCGGCCGCCCUGGCCGUCGCCGCCUUCCUCAGCUGGAGGCUGCUGCUCCAGACCCCGGCCCGCAGGCACGCAGGUGACCUGGCCCCCAAGGCAGAGGAGGGCUUCACUUUGACACUGGACACCUUCCUUCACGUCCAGCAGCUCAGGAAAAGGAGACUGAGAGAUUUCUGCAGCCAAGCAGGCAAAGUCAGCACACUGCCAAGCAACCGAGACAAGAGAGCCUCCCUGCUUCCGAGUCUGAGGGUGAACACCAAGCUGGAUCUCCUCUACUGCCAAGUGCCAUCAGCAGGGGUGGAGGAAUGGCAUCAGCUUUUGGAGAAGCUAGAGGAGGAAAAUGUGACGCUGCCAGUGCUGCUCCCCUACCACCAGCUGCACACCAAGGAGACACGGCUGAGCGAGUUCAACCAGACGGAGAUAAAGGCCAUGCUGGGGUCUUACACCAAAGUGCUGUUUGUCAGGGACCCUUUCCACAGGCUGAUCGCCACGUUCCUGCAAGGCAUGGGCAUCAGCCCAUCCUUCAGCAGCUUCGUCCAGGAAGUCCUAGACAGUGGAACGCACAACGGCAGCAUGGCUUGGAAGCCACUGGUCAGCCUGUGCCGGCCCUGCCUCAUCCAGUAUGACUAUGUGGUAAUGUUUGGCUUCCUCAGGCAGGAGCUGGGCCACCUGCUGCACCGGGCUGGGCUGCCUGCAGGCAGCCUCCUCCCCGAGCUCACCGACAGCCAGGUGCAGUGGACCUACAGGUGGUUGUCAGAGCAGAUGUUCAGCGAGCUGUCUGCCCAACAGAAGAAGCGGCUGUCUCAUUUCUACCGCUGGGACCUUGCUGCUUUCCCAUUGUCUAGCAGUUUCCUGUCAGACCAUCCCAGCACCGUGGAGACCUGGCAGAAAUAGCCCACACUGAGGAACUGUUUCAGGGAGCAUUAAUCCAUAGGCAAGUGCUUCAAGAUACUGACAGGCCUUUGCUUCCCAGCUGCUUGCAGUGAGGUUUUCCAUGUCACAGUCCAAAAGACCCAUCAGAGAGUUGAGACACACCACUGCCAGGGAUGGGGGAUCAAUGUGGUCAAAUCAUGUUUAAACAUGACAAGAGCAGGCACUAGUGAAACUUGUGGCACUGGACUUGGAAAACUGCAUGAACUGAACUGCGAUGGGAUAAACCCAGCAGUUUGGGGUAGGGUGGGUUGGACCUGCUGCAAACCACUGUAGCAUCACACAUGCUGUGCCCAUGCUGACAUUUCCUUUUCUGGGCUCCAUGUUGGGCCAAGAGGUUUGGCAAUGGCCUCUUCCUGACAAAUCUUCCCACUCAGAUACAAGAAAUGCUCCCAGAGGAGCAUGUCAGCUGGAGGCUGAGAUAUGACACAGGGUGGCAGACCCUGCUGGGGAAUCACUGGCAAUGUUCCCACUCUUUUCAUGCUCAGGGAGGGUAAAGCCUAGCCCAUCAUUUGGUCUUUUCUGUUCUGUGUGAACGGUUCCUGUUUUACAGCCUCAUCCCCUAUGUGUGGGUCCCUGGGGAUGGGACCCCAAUGCUUGCUCCAUUCACACGUUUUGGGUUUGGCUCCCCUCCUUCCAGGGCUGACUCCAGUGGGCCAAGGCCAGCAUUCAGCUCAGUGCAUUAUCCCUGAGACAAGGAAGUGUCAGUGUGGAUCAGGUACCAGCCACAGCACCAGAAAGACUGCCUCCCACCUUGUGGCAGCAACUGGUGGGCCCUGUGGAGGUGGCUAGAAGCAUCAGAACACAUCACUGUGCUGCUAUGGAAAACAGGAUGUGGCUACUACAGGCUCCUGCUGGCAGAGAAGCAUGAGGACUGACUGCUUUCUUUUGGACUUGGCUGCCAGCAUAGCCAGACAGAGGCCCAAUCUCUCCAGCUGGCUCACAGCUUCAUCCAGCUGGGCAGCCCAGUGCAAUCACCCACCCUCUCUCUGCCUUGGUCACUGAGCUGAUCUGACU